Messenger RNA from Spodoptera exigua (beet armyworm), 1366 nucleotides. Lineage: Eukaryota; Metazoa; Arthropoda; Insecta; Lepidoptera; Noctuidae. The record is from the annotation of a GenBank genome assembly.
AUCAAAUAGCAACACCACAAUUAAAUGUCAUUAUUCACGUCAAAAUUGUAAAAAUAAUGCUUUCGUUCGUUUCACAUGGAAUUUAGUUUAUAAAUAAAGAUAUAAAAUAGGCUUUGUCCUAAUUAAACAACUAUAACUUCCUGUACUAAUACUACCCAUGUAUUAGAACCUAUUGUGAAGUGCUAAUUUCAGUGAAGAACGAGGGUUAUUAAUCUUAGAUCAUAAUGUCGAUGCCACAUAGCAGCUCGAGUACGACAAGCUCUAGCACAAAACGCAAAGAAAUAUACAAGUAUCAGGCACCAUGGCCACUGUACUCAAUGAACUGGUCUGUACGACCUGACAAACGGUUCCGUCUUGCACUCGGUAGCUUUGUUGAAGAGUAUAAUAACAAGGUACAAAUUAUAUCUCUAGAUGAAGAGACAAGCGAGUUCAGUGCCAAGAGCACAUUCGACCAUCCAUACCCCACCACUAAGAUCAUGUGGAUCCCAGAUAGCAAGGGAGUCUACCCUGACCUUUUGGCCACCAGUGGGGAUUACCUUCGCAUCUGGCGUGCUGGGGAGCCAUACACUCUCUUCGAAUGUGUGCUAAACAACAAUAAGAACUCAGAUUUCUGUGCCCCGCUGACAUCAUUUGACUGGAAUGAGGUGGAUCCUAACCUCAUUGGCACGAGCAGCAUUGACACAACUUGCACUAUAUGGGGGCUGGAGACUGGACAGGUGCUCGGCAGAGUAAACGAGGUGUCUGGCCAUGUGAAGACACAGCUUAUUGCACAUGAUAAGGAAGUGUACGACAUAGCCUUUAGUCGCGCGGGCGGUGGUCGCGACAUGUUCGCGUCAGUGGGAGCCGACGGCUCCGUCAGGAUGUUCGAUCUCAGACAUCUUGAACACUCCACCAUCAUUUAUGAGGAUCCACAGCACACCCCCCUCCUGAGACUGGCAUGGAACAAGCAGGACCCGAACUACCUGGCCACGGUCGCGAUGGAUGCCUGCGAGGUGAUCAUCCUGGAUGUCAGGGUCCCCUGCACACCCGUCGCUCGACUCAACAACCAUCGCGCCUGCGUCAACGGCAUCGCUUGGGCUCCGCAUAGCUCAUGCCACAUAUGUACAGCCGGCGACGACCACCAGGCUUUAAUAUGGGACAUUCAACAAAUGCCACGAGCCAUUGAGGAUCCCAUCCUUGCAUACACGGCAGCCGAGGGAGAAGUCAACCAGAUCCAAUGGGGUGCCACUCAACCUGACUGGAUCGCUAUCUGCUACAACCGGCAUACUGAGAUACUGCGUGUAUAAGGUGCAAAUGACUUUUGAUUAUGUACUGGUUUCUGGGACAUAGGAUAAUUAGGGUUGAUGAAGAGCAUGGCGUUUUUUGU